AUGCUCAUUGCUAUGUCCUUUGAGCUGUCCUUCCCACCUGUUCGUGGUGUCCACCUUUCCCUCACGUUAAAGACUGCUGUUGUACAUGCCUGCGACAAUCAGGACGGUGCACUGGUUGAUUCCCUCGUAGACUGUGAAAUUGCUCGAGAGACUGAUGCGGGCCCCGCACGACUUGCCAGAUACAUGUCCAGCGGGACGGACUCUCACCUGAACGAUGCUGUAGAGCAUUUUCAGCUGGUUCUGGACCAGCGUCCGGUCGGCCAUCCUGACCGCGCAGCAGCUCUCACCAACCUUGCGUGGGUCCGCCUUCAAGCUUAUAUUCAAAAAGAUCAUCAAGACAUCGACAGGGAGGACACCGCCGUCUGCAUUCAGCAUCCAAUGAAGGCAUCCACCUUCAACAAAACAUGCUCGAACUCUGUCCUCCGGGUCAUCAACACUGUCCCCGCGCCCUCGACAAUCUUGGAUAUGCCGUUUGGGUACGCUUUGACCAGAAUGGCAGCAUUGAUGAUAUAG
Messenger RNA from Suillus clintonianus, 513 nucleotides. RefSeq lists its product as uncharacterized. The transcript is spliced from 3 exons. The record is from RefSeq and is a predicted model, not a curated record. The coding region runs from base 1 to 513 and encodes 170 amino acids. Lineage: Eukaryota; Fungi; Basidiomycota; Agaricomycetes; Boletales; Suillaceae.